AUGGCCAAGCUACUGCAGACUCCGCCUAAGUUCCUGCCCUCAGAGUGGCAUGUGGCUAACAAGAACCAGUACCACAGGGCUGAGGCCCAGCGGUCCCGAUCCGAGCGCCUGGUGGCCGAGAGCCAGAGGCUUGUGGAGGACAUCGAGAAGACCACCAGAAAGUCUCAAAGCGACGUGAACAAGAAACUCGAGCAGCGACUCGAGGAAGUCCGGUUCUGGAAGAAGGAGUUAGACGGGAAACUCGAGCAGCUCGUGUACGAGACGGAGGAUCUGCUCACGUACAAGAGCCGGCUGGACAAAGCCCUGGAGGACUUCAAGGAGCCCCUGCGCAUCACCGAGAGGUGCCUCAUCUACAGGGAGAAGCGCGUGGGGAUCGACCUGGUGCAGGACGAGGUGGAGCAGGAGCUGCUGAAGGAGGCCGAGAUCAUCCGGGGUGUCCUGGCCCUGCUGACACGCACCCUGGAGCAGGUCACCGAGCAGAUCAGGCUGAACCGUUCGGCCAAGUACAACCUGGAGAAGGACCUGAAGGACAAGUUCGUGGCCCUGACCAUCGACGACAUCUGCUUCUCACUCAACAACAAUUCACCCAGCAUUCGCUACUCUGACAACGCAGUCAGGAUCGAACCCAACUCCGUGAGCCUAGAUGACUGGCUGGAUUUCUCCAACACCAACGUGGAGAAAGCCGACAAGCAGCGGAACAACUCCAUGGCGCUGAAGGCCCUGGUGGACCGGAUCCUGACCCAGACGGCCGAUGACCUGAGCAGGCAGUGCCGUGUGGUAGACACGGCCUUCAGGAAUGGGCUGAAGCAGAUCAAGGAUGCCCGUGACAAGCUGGCACUUCACCUGACCAAGGUCAUGGAAGAGAUUGCGUCCCAAGAGAAGAAUGUUACAGUGCUUGAGAAAGCCAUCCUGGACCAAGAGGGACCUGCCAAAGUGGCUCACACGCGCCUGGAGACCAGGACGCACCGGCCUAACGUGGAGCUGUGUCGUGACGUGGCCCAAUACCGACUCAUCAGGGAGGUGCAAGACAUCACCAACAACGUGGCAAGGUUAAAGGAGACCUUGGCCCAAGCCCAGGUGGAGCUGAAAGGGCUGAAUCGCAGACAGUUAGCCCUGCAGGAGGAGAUCCAGGUGAAAGAAAACACCAUCUACAUCGACGAGGUGCUGUGUAUGCAGAUGCGCCAGUCCAUCCCGCUGCGGGAUGGCGAGGACCGCAGGGACUGGGCGGGCGGCCUGCGCCCUGAUGCUGUCUGCUAG
Ochotona curzoniae (black-lipped pika) is the source of this 1257-nucleotide messenger RNA. RefSeq names its product tektin 1 (gene TEKT1). NCBI's taxonomy places the organism in Eukaryota, Metazoa, Chordata, Mammalia, Lagomorpha, Ochotonidae. The coding region runs from base 1 to 1257 and encodes 418 amino acids. The transcript has 7 exons. Gene Ontology annotation, cellular component: nucleus; microtubule cytoskeleton. Gene Ontology annotation, biological process: cilium movement involved in cell motility; cilium assembly. The record is from RefSeq and is a predicted model, not a curated record.